This is a messenger RNA of Artibeus jamaicensis (Jamaican fruit-eating bat), 1870 nucleotides long. It is a transcript of the gene KYAT3, whose product is annotated as kynurenine aminotransferase 3. The record is from RefSeq and is a predicted model, not a curated record. Gene Ontology annotation, biological process: biosynthetic process. Gene Ontology annotation, molecular function: L-kynurenine:2-oxoglutarate transaminase activity; pyridoxal phosphate binding. Gene Ontology annotation, cellular component: cytoplasm; mitochondrion. The coding region runs from base 170 to 1537 and encodes 455 amino acids. The transcript has 15 exons. Lineage: Eukaryota; Metazoa; Chordata; Mammalia; Chiroptera; Phyllostomidae.
CCCUGGCGGACCUCAGGGGAGGCUGCAGAGGGACUGACUGCGCUGGAAUUAACGGAGUUUUCUCUCGAAAAGGGACGGCACUAAAAUGACUGGCCUUCUUGGACUAAGGAUUAGAAGCCAGCUAUCCUGAUUUCUAGUCCUGCUUUCCCCCAGUUUUAUCUCAAGAAGCAUGUUUUUGGCCCAGAGGGGACUCUGCUCCCUUGGCAGUAGAGCUAAACUCCUGAAGAUGAUUUAUUCUCCAAAAAUCUUCAGACUCUCCACUUCUGCUAGAAUGUCUUUGAAAUUUAAAAACGCCAAACGAAUUGAAGGCCUUGGCAUCAGCGUGUGGACUGAAUUUACCAAGCUGGCUGCAGACCCCUCUGUCGUGAAUCUUGGCCAAGGUCUUCCAGAUAUCUCCCCUCCUGAGUAUGUGAAGGAAGAAUUAUCAAAGGCUGCGGCUGUGGACAGCAUGAAUCAGUAUACACGGGGCUUUGGUCAUCCAUCACUUGUGGAAGCUCUGUCUUGCUUGUAUGAAAAGUUUUAUCAAAAUCGCAUCGAUCCAAAUAAAGAAGUCCUAGUGACAGUAGGAGCCUAUGGGUCUCUUUUCAGUGCCAUUCAAGGAUUAAUUGAUGAAGGGGAUGAAGUCAUAGUGAUAGUACCUUUCUAUGACUGCUACGAGCCCAUGGUGAGAAUGGCUGGAGGAACACCCGUUUUUGUUUCUUUAAGAUCUACACCUGUUGAUGGGAAAAAAUGGUCCAGUUCUGACUGGACAUUGGAUCCUGAAGAACUGGCAAGUAAAUUUAAUUCCAAAACCAAAGCUAUUAUACUAAAUUCUCCACAUAACCCCUUUGGCAAAGUGUACACCAAAGAAGAACUCCAAGUGAUUGCCGAUCUGUGCAUCAAAUAUGACACAUUAUGCAUCAGUGAUGAGGUGUAUGAAUGGCUCGUGUAUACUGGAAAUAAGCAUUUUAAAAUAGCCACUUUUCCAGGUAUGUGGGAGAGAACAAUAACCAUAGGAAGCGCCGGGAAGACUUUCAGUGUGACUGGCUGGAAGCUUGGCUGGUCCAUUGGUCCUAAUCACUUAAUAAAACAUCUGCAGACCAUUCAACAAAACAGCAUUUAUGCCUGUGCAACCCCUUUACAGGAAGCCUUGGCUCGAGCAUUAUGGAUUGACAUCAAGCGCAUGGACGACCCAGAGUGUUACUUUAAUUCAUUGCCAAAGGAGUUAGAAGUAAAAAGAGAUCGAAUGGUACAUUUGCUUGAAAGUGUUGGCCUGAAACCCAUAGUUCCUGAUGGAGGCUACUUCAUCAUUGCUGAUGUGUCUUUGCUAGAUGCAGAUCUCUCUGAUAUGAAGAACAGCAAUGAACCUUAUGACUAUAAAUUUGUGAAAUGGAUGACUAAACAUAAGAAACUGUCAGCCAUCCCAGUUUCAGCAUUCUGUAACAAAGAGACCAAAUUACAGUUUGAGAAGUUUGUGCGAUUUUGCUUCAUUAAAAAGGACAGUACACUGGAUGCUGCUGAAGAAAUCCUCAAGGCAUGGAGUAGACAGACGUCUUGAUAAAUGCCAACUGCUCUAAUGUUUCUGUUAAAUGACCUAGUGUGGAAUUGGUAUUAGUACUGCCACUCACUGAACUGUGCAAAACUACUAUUUCAGUACAAAUGAAACUUAAAGAAAUAUUUCCACUGAUUUUCCAAAUGGAUUAAUCCCUAACAGUAUUCGGAAGAUUGGGAUUUUUUUUCAGUUGAACUGUAUUAAAACACCUCCCACUAGUAUUUUAUGAGAAUCAAUAUAGCAUUUGGAUAAGAACUGUGAGACUAUGGUUUAUGCCUAACCUCUCUGUGCUUCAGUGUCAUCAGCGUAAAAGGGGAAUAAAAAAUAGCACCUACUUUA